AAAAAUCUUCGUCUUCCUUAUCCAGAGUCCCGAAUCUCUUUACCCAUUAAUGAACACUCUGAGAAGUGAGAAAAAUCCCAAUUCUAUCCAUGGCUUCACUUCGUCUUCCCUGUCCUCCGUCGACCCCAUACUUUUCCGGUGAACAUCAUCAAAUAUUCCAUAAGCCACCUCCAUUAUCUCCUCUCUAUAAAGCCUUUAACCAAGCUAACCAUGCUGUCAAUACCAACAACAGCUUCUCCUUUUCAUGUGCUCUGUCUCUUUCUCAUACUCGUAUACUUCCAAUUAAAACCUACAAAAUCAGUCGCUUUUCUUUACAUUUCUCUUCUACAACUCAAGACCCAGUUGUCGAUUCCUCCUUGUCCCAGUCGGAAGUCGAAGCAAAGACUGAACAAGAAGAAUAUUCACGAACUAGAGUGCUUGCUUCAAAUGUUCCUUGGACUGCUACGACUGAAGACAUUCGUACUUUGUUUGAGAAAUUUGGGACUGUUGUAGACGUUGAGCUUUCUAUGCAUAACAAGACCAGAAACAGAGGUUUGGCGUUUGUUACUAUGGGCUCCCCUGAGGAGGCACUUGUUGCUAUUAAAAAUCUCGAAUCUUAUGAAUUUGAGGGUCGGACUUUGAAGAUGAAUUUCGCCAAGCUAAAAAAGAAAAAACCUUCACCACCACCACCCCCCAAGCCAGCGCCAACAUUCAACUUGUUUGUAGCGAAUUUGCCAUUUGAAGCUAAGGCAAAAGAUCUCGAGGAGUUCUUUAAUAAUGAAGGUACUGAUGUUGUUUCUGCUGAAAUUGUAUACCAAGAUAAUCCAAGAAGACCUUCUGGCUAUGGAUUUGUCGCUUUCAAAACUAAAAAAGAAGCUGAUGCUGCGCUUUCUGCAUUUCCAGGGAAGAUUUUUAUGGGAAGGCCAAUUAGAGUAAGUCGUAGCAAGCAAUUUGUGAGACAACAAAGAGAAGAAGGUCUGCAGUCUGAUGAUACUUCAACUGAGUUGGACUCUGAAGUUGAGCAAGCAAAUGUAGCUCCUGCGAAUUGAAAUGGAAAUUUUGUGGGUGCUGAAAUUUCUCAAUUCACUUAAUCUUGCAAUUUUAUAGGACUUUGAACCAUGCACUCUUAUGAUACAGGUUCAACCAAACUCAGUACCGUCAUGCACUAGCUUUUUGAAAGAAAGCAUUGGGAAUCCUACUUUCUGCAAUGUAAUUCAUCAGAUUUAGCUACAAGCAUCAUCUUCCUUGAAUCCAUUUAAGCAUAUUUGGGAAAUUUUGACAAGGAAGGGAGGUGGAGGUUGGAGGUGGGGUGUCGGAGGAAUUAAAUUUGUGGUGGGAUUGAUGGUUUACAGGUUUAUAGCUGUAUAUUGCUGUAGUUGGCACUAUUCCUGGAAGUAUGCCUUGUUUAAUAGGUCAUCUUCCUCUUUCUUACUUCCUGACCUGAAAUUAGUUUGGCUUCCAUUUCUGCCUCUUGACUUGUUAACUGCAAUUGUACUUCCUCUUUUGUUUGUGAACUUGUGUCUUUUAGAAUUCUCUCUCA
Molecule: messenger RNA, 1519 nt
Organism: Manihot esculenta (cassava)
Lineage: Eukaryota; Viridiplantae; Streptophyta; Magnoliopsida; Malpighiales; Euphorbiaceae
Product: 28 kDa ribonucleoprotein, chloroplastic
Exons: 5
Coding region: 90-1028 (312 amino acids)
Cellular component (GO): cytosol
Molecular function (GO): mRNA binding
Source: RefSeq, a predicted model, not a curated record